Physcomitrium patens is the source of this 1907-nucleotide messenger RNA. RefSeq lists its product as uncharacterized. NCBI's taxonomy places the organism in Eukaryota, Viridiplantae, Streptophyta, Bryopsida, Funariales, Funariaceae. The record is from RefSeq and is a predicted model, not a curated record.
UCGGUUAGAUGCUCUGAUUCCUCAUUUGUCGAUAUGUUGUCGGAAAUAGUCUUUAGUCGGCCUCGAGCGGCAAGCACAACGCGAGACGCAAUUGCUCAAGAGGAUGGAUUCUGCAGGGCAUGGCGAGGAGGGGUGGUGGGAGGAUGUAUGGUCACGGAUGGGCAGAGGCACGGAGUAGUUCGUGAACAGUACUUUGAGGGUAUCUUGACGAGCUUCCUUGAAAAAUUAGAGUUUUGAAUCUGACAGUAUCUCUUUCAGUUGCCUCGAAGUCUCACUUGUGGGAGUCUUUUGUUUCGACAAGCUUUUGAGUGUGCAGACGUUGAUUCUUGCUAGGAAAGUUCAGGUUUUGGGAAACUGUGUGGUUGCAUAAAUGGAACAGGAAUCUAGUAAUGGUCCGGUACCGGUCCAUUCGGAUGUCGUAGUAGAUGUAGAUAGUGGCGAUGGCAGCAGAGUAGUUGCAGGUAGCGGCGAUGGCAGUGAAGUGGUUGCAGGUAGUGGCGAUGGCAGCGGAGUAGUUGCAGGUAGCGGCGAUGGCAGCGGAGCAGUUGCAGAUAGCGACACUGACAAAGAAGACAUUACUGCUAGGAAUCAGAUCAAAAUCCUUCGAUGGAUCGAGUCGAGCACCCGACACAAGAAGGCUCUGGAGUUUUGGGAAGCGCAGGACAACUUAUGCACUAGGAGGGUCGACAACAAGAGAAAGCAGAGCUUGGCCCUGAAGAAUGAGGUGUACCAGCUUAUAGGGUUCUACAGCGUCUUUCAAGGUGUGUUGCUUACAGCAGUUUCUCAAUCGAAUCUCCUGCAUUGCAACAACUGGGGAUUCCCAUUUUCUCUGUCCUUGCUCGCAUCCUGCUCUGCAAUCGUUGGAGUCUACCUGAAGUUUGCAGCCGUCUGGGAGCUGGAGAAAACUAUCGAAUCCGAGAAAAUGUCACGUCAGCUCUACGUCAACCGAAUAGAAAGGCUUCGAUCUAAAGGAAAGAAAUUUAAAUUUUCUGAACACGCUAAAAAUGGUUCAAUGGUACCGGGAGGAAGUGGAUUCGCUGGUUUCAUAUUGGGCACUGGUGCGGUGUUUUUGGUACUAAUAUCAUUCUCAGCCAUCUUUGCAGCUGCAGUUCAGCGGAUUUUGUGCAACCCCGGACCUUCCCUAUUGCCACGUCAAGUUUAAGUCGCAUGGCCAGUAACCGUUCCGGUGAACAUGUUGAAUAAUGUGCUUCAAAAAUGAUAGGGAUUCGCGAAUGCGAAUUCUUGACGUCAGAGGAAUGCAAACAAUGUGCUAAAUUUAUUCAAAUUAAUCCUUCAAGUCUGAGCUGAGGCGAACAUGAAAAAGGAAGGAUUGUUGAAGAUAAGGUUGUUCUGAACAGAGAUCACUUCCAUCGGUUGCAAUGCUAAGAGUGUAUGUAGACUUGGUUUGUAUGUACAUGCCACGAUUGCCUUGUCAGUAGAAUUUUUAACUGUUUGAAUAAGACUGUCAUUUGGCUUUUUUCUCAUCUACCACGAAUACUCUGAUUUUCUAAAAGACAGACCGAAAUUUCAUUUGAAGGCAAGGAAUGCAGGACUGUUCUUUGCGAUUGUUGAUUUUGAAACCAGAAUUCUAGUCUUAAAUAGAUGUGGAUGUAGAAAUUCCAUUUAUCAAGAAUACAUGGCGGCCUGUAGUAAGGAAAGUGAAACAAUUGUAAUCUCUAAUGACGAUACUCUUGAAUCCAGUACUGUUACAGUGAUCCAGGAAAGUUUUAUCUUAGCAAUGCUAGAUCCAAGGACAGACAGACUUUACACGAAUGAACCGCUUCACUACAGACAUGAAAAGCUACCACAGGCCAUGGAUAUUGGAAUCCAGCUCCAGUCGCCACACUUGGAGAAGUGGGACCUUGUAAACUUGUAAGGAUGAGGCAAUGAAGUUCUGAAUUCAGGUA